UUUGUCCAACGAAAAUUGGUUAUCCAACCGAGGCUUACGUAAAACCAAACCCCCCAUAGAAGAAUUGGUCGGUAUAUGCGGAUGCAGUAGAGAAUCCUCUUUCUCUGCCGGAGCAGCCCCUUUCUCCUCCGUUUUCCUGUCGGAAAGUUCCCAUUUGAUCUGAAACCUCGUCCCGACGGUACCCAGAUUCUUCCGAUUACUGCUGAUUCUUGUUUGCACUGACCCGAUUGGACGAGCACUUGAUCCUCGCCGGAAUUGAUUGCGGGGUCGAUUGGGAUUCUAGGGUUAGGGCUUCCGUCGAUCAGGUGAGCUGCAAGCAUGGGUUCGGAGGGGGAUUCGAGCGACGGGAGGGUCGAGGAGGGAGUGAACGUCCACAUCCGGUUUUCCAACGGGUCGAAGUUCACGGUUAAGACGACCUUGGACUCGACUGUCGGGUCUUUCAAGCAGCUCCUGGCUCAGAACUGCGAGGUGCCGGCCGAUCAGCAGCGCCUGAUCUACAAAGGCCGCAUUUUGAAGGACGACCAAACCCUAGAAAGCUAUGGUUUGCAGGCCGAGCACACUGUGCACAUGGUGAAAGGUUUACCCACGGGAUCAGCAGCACCUCCUCCUGCAGCUCCCAGUGCAGGAACGACCAAUAGUGCCCCAGGUGUCACUCGGGGAGUUGGUUCAAAUGACAGUGGUGGUGCUGGUCUCGGGGCCUCUCUCUUCCCCGGGCUAGGCCUAAAUCCACUUGGAGGAGCUGGAGGAGGCUCUGGCUUGUUUGGAGCUGGACUUCCUGAAUUUGAACAGAUGCAGCAACAGUUAAACCAGAACCCCAACAUCAUGAGGGAUAUAAUGAACAUGCCUGCUAUGCAGAGCCUCAUGAACAAUCCUGAGCUGCUCCGAAGCUUGAUUAUGAGCAAUCCUCAGAUGCGUGAGCUCAUCGAUCGGAAUCCUGAGCUUGCUCAUGUACUUAAUGAUCCUGCCGUUAUUCGGCAGACUCUUGAGGCUGCUAGGAACCCCGAGCUCAUGCGUGAGAUGAUGCGGAAUACUGACAGGGCCAUGAGUAACAUUGAAGCUACUCCGGAGGGAUUCAACAUGCUGAGGCGAAUGUAUGAGAAUGUUCAGGAACCUUUCCUGAACGCUACAACGAUGGGCACGAAUGCUGGAAAUGAUACUGCUUCAAACCCAUUUGCUGCUCUUUUAGGAAACCAAGGCAAUGCACAAGCUAGGGAUGGGAAUAAUUCUAAUAGUGACAAUUCUUCAAGCACUGGCUCUGAAGCAGGUUCAGGGCCCACUGCUCCAAAUACAAACCCUUUACCCAACCCCUGGAGUAGUAGCACGGGGGGUUCACAGACAAACACGACGACAAGGUCAACUGCUACUGGGGAUGCAAGAGCACCUCCUGCUGCUGGCUUAGGAGGGCUUGGUCUCCCAGGGCUGGAUCAGAUGUUUGGUGGUAAUACAGAUGCAAAUAUGCUGAAUCAAUUAAUGCAGAACCCGGCUAUAUCACAGAUGAUGCAGAGCAUGCUCUCGAACCCCCAGUAUCUGAAUCAGAUACUCAAUCUCAACUCUCAGCUUCGGGGCAUGGCUGAUAUGAACCCUCAAUUGAGAGAAAUGAUGCAGAACCCAGAACUUCUUCGACAACUGACAUCACCUGAGACAAUGCAGCAAAUGCUAGCUAUGCAGCAGUCACUACUAUCCCAACUCAACCGCCCACAGACAAACAGGGAGGCAGGUCAGACUGGUGGAGCUGCAGCAGGAGCACUGAAUAAUUCUGACCUGGAAUUGUUGAUGAAUAUGUUUGGUGGCCUCGGAGCUGGUGGCUUCGGUGCUCCCGAAGAUCCUAAUGUACCACCGGAAGAACUCUAUGCGACCCAGCUUGCGCAGCUUCAAGAGAUGGGCUUCUUUGACACAGCAGAGAACAUCAGGGCACUCCGGGCCACUUCCGGGAAUGUUCACGCCGCAGUGGAACGGCUCUUGGGGAAUCCCGGGCAGUGAGCAAAGAGGUUCCUAUGUUGUUUCUAUUUCCACUUCAUAUAAUGAGGAAAUUUUUCAUGGUUCUGUAAGAUUGAUCGAUUUCCAGUCUGUUGGAAGAACUCCAUGGAGUCCCUCGGCAUCCUGUUACCGACAUGCGAAUGAAAACCGAGUAUAGAUAUCCCCCCCGUGAUCGAGAUUUGUGACACUUGUGGGCAUAGGCAUCCUUUUAUACUGGACUAUUAUUGAUAGCCAACUCUCCUCUUCCUCCUUCCCCUCCGAUAUUUUUGUACAUACAUGUUUAUUAUCAAGAAUUUGUCAUUUCUAAACGAUGAUUUCUUUUCGAGUGAAUACGAUAUACACUUUCCGCUUUGUGCCA
This is a messenger RNA of Punica granatum (pomegranate), 2335 nucleotides long. The record is from RefSeq and is a predicted model, not a curated record. NCBI's taxonomy places the organism in Eukaryota, Viridiplantae, Streptophyta, Magnoliopsida, Myrtales, Lythraceae.